This is a messenger RNA of Meriones unguiculatus (Mongolian gerbil), 10490 nucleotides long. RefSeq names its product PPARG coactivator 1 beta (gene Ppargc1b). The record is from RefSeq and is a predicted model, not a curated record. The transcript has 12 exons. Gene Ontology annotation, cellular component: nucleus. The coding region runs from base 284 to 3316 and encodes 1010 amino acids. NCBI's taxonomy places the organism in Eukaryota, Metazoa, Chordata, Mammalia, Rodentia, Muridae. Gene Ontology annotation, molecular function: transcription factor binding; RNA binding. Gene Ontology annotation, biological process: positive regulation of transcription by RNA polymerase II.
CACCUGGCUGCCGGUGCUUUUUGUUUUUUUUCCCCCCUGCGGGGGGCUGCGAGACCUGGUCGCCGCGACAGACUCUGAGCGGGGAAAGGGGGGGGGGGGGGGUGCGACCCCAGGCUCGCGCGGCCCCGCCCCCGCAGCCAGCCCGCCUGCCGCAGCCCGGAGCCCGAGCUCCGCCCUCCACCCGCCCGCCGGGCUGCCUCCUCCCUCCUCGCUCGCUAGCUCGCUCCCUCCCCCGGGCGGGCUCGGCGCUGACUCCGCCGCACGCUGCAGCCGCGGCUGGAAGAUGGCGGGGAACGACUGCGGCGCGCUGCUGGAUGAAGAGCUCUCGUCCUUCUUUCUCAACUAUCUCUCUGACACGCAGGGUGGGGACUCCGGGGAGGAACAGCUGUGUGCUGACUUGCCGGAGCUCGACCUCUCCCAGCUGGAUGCCAGCGACUUUGACUCGGCCACGUGCUUUGGGGAGCCGCAGUGGUGCCAGGAGACCGCCGAGACUGAGCCCAGCGAGUACAGUCCUGAUGACUCCGAGUUCUUCCAGAUUGACAGUGAGAAUGAAGCUCUCUUGGCUGCUCUCACUAAGACCCUGGAUGACAUCCCUGAAGAUGAUGCGGGGCUGGCUGCCUUCCCGGAACUGGAUGAAGGAGACACAGCAUCCUGCCCCCUAGCUUCACCUGCCCCCUUAUCUGCGCCCCCCAGCCCCUCCCUGGAGAGGCUUCUGUCCCCAGUGUCUGAAGUGGAUGAGCUUUCACUGCUGCAGAAGCUCCUCCUGGCCACAUCCUCCCCAACAGCAAGCUCUGACGCUCUGAAGGAGGGGGCCACCUGGUCCCAGGCCAACCUCAGGUCCAGAAGUCAGCGGCCUUGUGUCAAGGUGGAUGGCAACCAGGAAAAGAAGACUCCCAUGCUGCGGUCUCAGAGCCGGCCUUGUACAGAACUGCAUAAGCACCUCACCUCCGUGCUGCCCUGCCCCAGAGUGAAAGCCUGCUCUCCAACCCCCCACCCAAGUCCUCAGCUCCUCUCCAAGGAGGACGAGGAGGUGGGGGAGGACUGCCCAAGUCCCUGGCCAGCUCCAGCCUCUCCCCAAGACUCCCUAGGACAGGACAGGGUCAGCCCCAGCACUGUCCAGGCUCCCCAGGAGGAUGUGAGGGCCAUGGUACAGCUUAUUCGUUACAUGCACACCUAUUGUCUGCCCCAGAGGAAGCUGCCCCAACAGGCACCAAAUCUGGCCCCCAAGCCCUGCAGCAGCCCCUCCAGGCAGGCCCCACCCCGAUCCCGGCAUCCCCCCAAAGCCUUGUGGACUGAGUUCUCCAUCCUAAGGGAACUUCUUGCUCAAGAUGUCCCCUGUGAUGUCAGCAAGCCCUACCGCCUGGCCACACCUGUCUAUGCUUCCCUCACACCCCAGUCCAGGCCCAGGCCCCCCGGAGACAGUCAGGCCUCCCCUGCUCACUCUGCCAUGGCAGAGGAGGUGAGGAUCACAGUUUCCCCUAAGAGCGCUGGACCUAGACCUAGCCUGCGCCCUCUGAGGCUAGAGGUCAAGCGGGAUAUCAGCCAGCCUGCCAGGCAAAAGCAGGAGGAAGAGGAGGAGGAAGAGGAAGAAGAGGAGGAAGAAGAAAAAGAGGAGGAGGAGGAAGAAGAAUGGGGCAGGAAGAGACCAGGCCGUGGCCUGCCAUGGACCAAACUAGGGAGGAAGCCAGACAGCUCUGUGUGCCCCGUGCGGCGUUCCAGGAGACUGAAUCCAGAGCUGGGCCCUUGGCUGACAUUCACUGAUGAGCCCCUAGGUGCUCUGUCUUCGAUGUGCCUGGCUACAGAGACCCACGACCUGGAGGAGGAACUGGGCAGUCCCACGGACAGCAGUCAAAACCAGCAGCUCCCCCAGGGAUCCCAGAUCCCAGCCCUGGAAAGCCCCUGUGAGAGUGGGUGUGGGGACACAGAUGAGGACCCAAGCUGCCCACGGCCUCCUUCCAGAGACUCCCCCAGGUGCCUCAUGCUGGCCUUGUCACAAAGUCACCCUCUUGGCAAGAAGAGCUUUGAGGAGUCCUUGACGGUGGAGCUUUGUGGCACGGCAGGACUCACCCCACCCACCACACCUCCAUAUAAGCCCAUGGAGGAGGACCCCUUCAAGCCGGAUUCCAAGCACAGCCCAGGCCAAGACACAGCUCCCAGCCUCUCCCCUGAGGGCCUUCAGCUCACAGCCACCCAAGGGACCUCCCACAAGCUGCCCAAAAGGCACCCAGAGCGAAGCGAGCUCCUGUCCCACCUGCAGCAUGCCACAGCCCAGCCAGUCUCCCAGGCUGGCCAGAAGCGCCCCUUCUCCUGCUCCUUUGGAGAUCAUGACUACUGCCAGGUGCUCAGGCCAAAGGCUGCCCUGCAGAGGAAGGUGCUUCGGUCCUGGGAGCCAAUUGGGGUUCACCUUGAGGACUGGCCCCAGCAGGGUGCCACUCCACCAACUGAAACAAAGGCCCCUAGGAGGGAGGCGGACCAGGGCUGUGACCCUAUCCCUAAGGACAGCAUGCAGCUGAGAGACCAUGAGAUCCGUGCCAGCCUCACAAAGCACUUUGGGCUGCUGGAGACUGCCCUGGAAGAUGAGGACCUGGCUUCGUGUAAAAGCCCGGAGUACGACACUGUAUUUGAGGACAGCAGCAGCAGUAGUGGUGAGAGCAGCUUCCUGCUAGAGGAGGAAGAGGAGGACGGAGCGGAGGAGGAGGAUGAAGGAGAGGACUCAGGGGUCAGCCCUCCCUGCUCUGACCACUGCCCCUACCAGAGCCCACCCAGUAAGGCCAGUCGGCAGCUCUGUUCCCGCAGCCGCUCCAGUUCUGGCUCCUCGUCCUGCAGCUCCUGGUCACCAGCCACCCGGAAGAACGUCAGGCGUGAGGGCAGAGGGCCCUGUUCAGAUGGAACCCCAAGCGCCCGGCAUGCCAGGAAGCGACGGGAAAAAGCCAUCCAGGGUGAAGGCCGUACGGUAUACAUUCGAAAUCUCCCCAGUGACAUGAGCUCCCGGGAACUGAAGAAGCGCUUCGAGGUCUUUGGCGAGAUAGUAGAGUGCCAGGUGCUGACAAGAAGUAAGAGAGGCGAGAAGCACGGCUUCAUCACCUUCCAGUGUUCAGAGCACGCUGCCUUGUCUGUGAGGAAUGGCGCCACCCUGAGGAAGCGGAAUGAGCCCUCCUUCCACCUGAGCUACGGAGGGCUCCGGCACUUCCGCUGGCCCAGAUACACUGACUAUGAUCCCACAUCCGAAGAGGUCCUUCCCUCAUCUGGGAAAAGCAAGUACGAAGCCAUGGAUUUUGACAGCUUACUGAAAGAGGCCCAGCAGAGCCUGCAUUGAUAUCAGCCUUAACCUUCGAGGAAUACCUCAAUACCUCAGACAAGGCCCUUCCAAUAUGUUUACGUUUUCAAAGAAGUAAGUCUAUGAGAAGGAGAGCGAGCCAAUGAGCGAGCGUGAGAGAACACACGUGAGAGAGAGAGAGACUUGAAUCUGCUGUCGUUUCCUUUUAAAAACAAAUCAAUGUUUACAUUGAACAAAGCUGCUUCUGUCCGUGAGUUUCCAUGGUGUUGAUAUUCCACUGCCACAUUAGUGUCCUCGCUUCCAGCGGAUCGUCCUGGGUGCACCUCAAAGUGCUGUCAGUCAUCCUCUGCCCCUCCCACCCGACUGACUUCCGUUCGUAGACUUGAGCCGUGUCUGCCAUAACAUCUUCUGUCUGUAGUGUGUGAUGAUGAAAUUGUUACUUGUGAAAUAGAAUCAGGAUUAGUAACUCAUUUUUAAUUGAAGAAAAAAAAAGUAUAUCCUUAAAACAAAUGUAUUUAUGGCUCAGCUAUCCUGUGCCUGGGAUUAUCGUAUUGCUUCCUUGACUGUUUAACUAUGCACUGUCACGAGGUGUUUGCUACUCAGCUGCACUGCUCCCCUGGCCAUGCAGUCCUGGAGGUGCUGGGUGGCCACUAGGUCCCCAGAAAAGAGCGGCUUGCAGUCACAAGUGUGAAGAAGAGAGAGGUGUCCAGGUAUCUUCUAUCAAACACCAGGGUCUCUUCCUUUGAGUGAGCGCCACUCAGGUUGUAAUAAGGAUCCCUUUCCCCUGUCUGACUCACAUUUGGAGAGUGCCUGUCUCUAGUGCUCAAAGCCUUGAGUGCCUGUAAGGUGGGGCAAGCCGUGUUAGACCCAUUCAACAGGGAAAGAGGACAAUGUCCUGAGAGGUGAAAUGUCGUGCCCGAGGGAGCAGGCAGAGCUGCAGUCCGCACCAUGCCUCCCAACUCCUGGCCCCGGCCUGCUGCCGUACUUAGCAUAAAGAUGCAAAGGUCAGAGAAUUAAAGAGUGGAAUUAGCUAAAUUGAGCAGUAGGCUAGAAGCCUAUUAGCUCAUUUGAGAAUUAGGCCAACAGUUGACUCACCAGCGUGAAGGCAAAUGUAAGCUUCGGCACAGGCUCGGGUCUCCUUCAGCUUUGGUCCUCAGUGUCCUGUGACUUACCUUGCCUGUGGAUAGCCCUCAGGCUCUGAGACACCUGCCAGUGACACGCAGACGUCACCCAGGAGCAGCCAUUUGGGGCAGAGAGGGCAACUGGCAGCCUCUUCUAUAUUCUACUGUUGUCCAUGGCUGUCCCUGCUCUGUAGAGUUAUAUAUAGGUGUUGAGUGAGGGGGUUGUACAGGUUGGGGUGGACAAGGCACUCGCAAGGAACAUUCACAGUGGGGUCUUCCUUGAACUGUUCUUGACUACCGUCAAAGCCAUAUCCAGUGUGACAUUCCCUGGGUUCCCAGGGGGUCGUUUGUGUGGAGAACUAGCUGGGCAGAGCAUCCGUUCUAACACUUCAUAUAGAUCAGUUCCUCCUUGGUCUUGUGACAUUUUCUUCCUUUCUUUCUCCAGUGUUCUGCCAAAUAAGGAUGUUUGAAAGUAAAUGACUCAUCAUUAAACUAACCAGGCUAAAUUAAUCAGCUGCUAAUGCCAGGCUUAUUCCUUUGAGAAUUGGUUAAAUUUUUUUUUUUUUAAGAUUAUCAAAUACCUCAGUAGAGAAAGUGAGGCCGUGCUCUCGUGCUUGGUGUUCAUAAAACUCUCCACCCAUAGAUAAGGCUGGAGGAGACCGGCUUUAGUGGGAAUAGGGAACCAGAGUAUCUGUGUGUCAGAUACUCCCUAAAUCCCAGUUGACCUCCCUAAAUCCCAGUUUCCUUUCCUGUGAAAUGGACUGAGGAGCACAACUCAGUCUUAACAAAAGUCUUAACUGUUUAGGCGGUAUUUAGCCACAGUUGUGACUCCCACAACCAAUGCCAAUACAGACAUAAUUAAUUAACUGAUCAUAACACUAAUUUUUUUUUUUUUUUUUUUUGAGCCUGGUUGUCCUAUUAGAAUCCUCGACACAGUGCUCUGGCAGGCAUUAGUAAUUGGCCAGUGUUUAAUUUAAUUGACAUCCUGGUCUACUUUUUGAAAGGCUUCCAUUGUAGAGCCAUAUGCUAGCUGGUUUUUAUGCUGGCUCGUCCCUGUCAUGACCUGAUCCAUGGUGAGGGGUUGGGGAGGGUGCCCUUAAAACCGUUACUUGGCAGAAGACUCCCAAUACUAUUACAAAAUACAAUAGUAUAGAGAGGGGAGGGGAGGAAUAGCAAACAGGAACAUAACUGUAGAAAGUGUAGCUUCUAAGGAUAGAUCCAAAAAGGGACUUUGCACGGCACAGAGCCAAUCGUUCUGAAUUCCUUUAGAGUUGUUCAUUUCCUAGCAGAUGGUAGGAACAUGGAAAAUGGGUAUGGAAUGGAACAGAAUUAAAGUUCUUCAGUUGCAUCCACUAAAACUUGGGCUCUUAUCACAGGGGAAAGCUAGUGUUUACUGAAAUCAUCUGCUGGGAAAGGGACUAGAUAUAAUCUAGGGAGCCAUUUGAAUUCUGACCCCCACCAAGGGGCUUUUGUGGCUUCUAAGUCCCUUCUUCCUGGGCCUGGGAGUGUAGGAGUUGUCCAGGGAACCCUGGGCUCUUACUGUUUGCUUCUGCAGUUACACUGGGCCAGAUGAUGGUUUCUGGGGAAAGAACAAAUUCUUAAUAAAUCCUAAGACUUUUUCUCCCUAGCCAGGGUUAACUGGAGCUGCCCAGUCAUUUCACUCUCUGGCAUCAAAAUCACUUAGAUGUGGGCUCUUGAGCAGAGCAGAACCUUGAGCCUGGCACCGGGGCCUAAUGAACCAGGGGUCACUGGUGGGAGCUGAUGCCCCCCAAUACUUUCUAGUAUUCUCCACUCGCCCUUCCACGAAAAUGGGCUACCAGCUCUGCAGAUGACCUCUCUCUGGAAGAUUCACUCGGUGCUGCACGAAAUUUACCAAGGAGACUAUCAGGCCCCUCCAAGACUAGGAAUCCAUCUUGGUCUCUUUCCCAUCAAGUCAAGAAGCCACCCAGAGGGAGCAGCUGCUAUUGGCAACCAUCUCGUUGUAGCUGUCCUCAUGUGUCUCAAUGAUGUUUGUGUGUGAUUGACAUACAGCUUCCUAUAGACUGUGUUGACAGCCGCCCAGGGAGGCAGGCAUCGUGUCAUCUUUGUGCUGUGCUGGUGUUUUCUAGAAAUGUCCAACCCAACCACCAAGUGGAAUUCUUUCAUCUCCUUCCUCAGUCAGCACAAGGCUGAAUCAGAGUCCUCUCUCAGGAGGACUCUGUUACCGAAGGAAAAUGCAUCAAAUAGGUUAAGAAUAUGAGUGGAUGGAGUGCAGCUAAGGUCCCUACUCCCCAUCCCCCUGACAUACAUUAUGGCCCCAACUAGAAAAAUGCUUUGAGUCAAGAAGUCCCUGUCCUAUGCCUGUGUGUAUCUGUUGAUCUUUUAGAAUCUGGUGAGCAGCAAGCCUCCAGGGCUAGGAGGAGUGCCUAGAGCCAGCCACAAAGACUUGGCCCUCAAGUCCUAAUGUGGGAAGACAUACAGUAAGGUGUCUUUGUGACCUCAAGUCUUACAGGUCAGUGUUUUGGGGAAGAGGUGAUACGCCUGUCAUGGCCACUGUGCAGGUGGUAAAUGGAAAGAAAGCUCAGGCAUCCCACUCUUCUUGCAUGGCCAGCUCUGUCUAGGGUCUGUCCCAGCCUUUGAGGUGAGUUCACCUCUCAGCUGGCCCUGCUGCCACAGAGGCAGGGCACUUCUCCAGGAGCCGGAGCCACCCUUAGAGGGUGUGUUGAUGAGAUUCACUGAGGUCAAAAGUAUUUUUCUUAAUUAAUGUCUGAUUCCCAGCGGUUGUUACCAGCUUGAGAAAGCCAUAUCCCAGUGUCACACGCGACAGUGGAAAGGGAUUGGGUGUAUAAUAGUAAAUAGAGUGAACCUGUUGGUUUCGUUAACCAAAGAAAAGGGAUCCCUUCACCCUUCUCGAUGGGGUAGAAGGAAACUAACUAGUGCUUAUGUGCAAUAUGUUGACACUGCUCUCCAAAUCCCUGAGGGUUUUGCACACAGAUGAGCUCCAGGGUUGUUUGAAGAGUCUGGGGAUACAGGGUAAGUUAAGGAGGAGCCCGGGAUAGAAAGUUCCAUGCACAGAGAUGGCCUAGGCCUAGAACAGAUGGGAGUGUGGGCUGGGUGCCCUGCCUAGCUGCGAAACACUGGAACACCCAGGAAGUAGCUGGGCAAACACUUUACACUAGUGGAUGAAAGCACUUUGAGAAACCUGACACUUCAGCCUUGCUCCACACUCUCCUCUGGCAAAUAUGUGUAUCCUUUAUCUGUGUGAGGUGCUGUCCUAAAGGCUGGGCUGGGGAUGGGUAAGGGGGCUAGUGUAAGAAGGAAAGUAGAGGCAUCUUUCAAGGCAGUAGUCAAAGAGAGCCAGCCCUCAGUCGCCUUCUUCACUAGAAGCCCAAGAAACAGAAUGAUGGUUUACAUCUUGGUACCCACUGUUGUAAAAACUGAAAUCACAGCCUAGUCGAUUGCAAUGCUUUGUGGAGCAAUCAUUUCACUGCAAGUUUCUUACUUGCUGUGUGACCUUAGGCCCCUGAGCUAGCAAAUGAGGCUGUCCAGGGAAGCCCAGAGUUCCACUCUCUGGCUAGCUCAGGGUGUGUGUGUAUAUGGGGGAGGGGCACUUUCUGCAAGGUAAGCAGCCUCCAAGCAGGAUGAGAUCCACACAGUCCUGGCUGAGGUGCCUUUUAUGAAGAGGCUAGCUCCCCAGGACAGAUCCAAGCCAUAGUUUCUUGUGGGGUGGUAAGGAAUUAACUAACCCUCGCUGACGAUUUCUAGUCUCACCUUAGCCUUCUCAUCAUCCCCACCGAACAGCUUUUAAUCUGAAUGUUGUGAUCACUUGGCCGUUUCUCUCUUGCUUGCAGACGAUACUAGCAAUACACUUGUUUUUCCCAAGCAGCUCAACUUCGACAGUUUUCACACACUGCUUUCAGAUGAUUGUAAAAUCCAUGGGACAGCAAGAGGCAUGGAUCACACUGCAUAUGUUUAGGGCAGCUUUUGGGGUUUUGUUUUUUGUUUUUGUUUUUAAUCUUUAAUGGCAUAGCAGCAGUGACCACGCCUUUGAGAUUUGGGGAGACAAAUUUUUCACAAAGCCAUUUCAUUGGAAUGCCAUGGACAUCCAACUGCCCAGACUUGAGGCCCCUGCAACAUACGGUUUCUAGGUGGUCAAUCUCUACAACGUCUCCUUCAAAAGGUAUUCAUGUGGCUACAAUCCCUCCGUGCCAUUUUUUUUUUUUUUUUUUGGUCAAAGGAUUCUCCAAGGAAGCCUUAACAAGCGUCCUUUCUCCCUUUGCUGGCCUUGGGUAGUAUCUUGUGGAGGAGACUGGCCAGCACUUUGCCUUAUCAAUGUGUGGUCGCCAAUUUAGUGGCCAAAGACUAGUGUCCACCAGCCACCAAGAUGGAAGGCAAAAUAAGUUCCUUUGGUCAGCCAACGCUAACCUGGCAGUGAAAUACAAUGGCACAAAUGAGUUGUCUCCUAUGUUCAGUAACAACUUGGAAAAUCAGCAGCUAGAUAGCUGCUUGUGCAGUCCAGAAAAUGAACUAGUUAUCCUGUUGUAGAGGAGAAGGGGUUGAAUCCUGCACCCGGGCAUCCAGAGGGGUUUACUGUAACUGCAAUACCGGCAGCCCCGCUGCCAACCUUGUUAAGUGAACCUCUGCUGGGUGGCACACGUGCUCCAUACGGGACAAGUGGAGAAACUGCAUUUGAGGAUUGGGGGAGAAGGGGCCCUGGCCAUGACCUUUGAUAUGGUCCACUGAAUAGCCAAACAGGUUUUGUGGUUUGUUUGUUUGUUUAAUUUUUUGUUGUUGCUAUUGUUUUGUGUUUUAAAAUCUUGUCAGAUGUUUUUGUGUAUACGUGUGUACGUGUUAGGAAUAAUAAGUCAUAAACUAUUCCCGCCUUGGCUUCUGAAGGGGUGUUCUGAUUCCAAUUGAAACAGGUUGGAAAUCUCAAGGGAAGCAUGGUCUGGGGAGUGCCUGGGACAGGGUGGGGGGGACACAUGGGCUGCCAGGUGGAUGCUGGGGAACAUGACCAUCCGGAUCCAACUCCGUGCAGAUGUCCCCAAAGAGUCACAACUCCCUCCUGGCCUCCUCUGGCUUCUCAGCACUGGCCUGAAGCACAUGCUUUUGUUAGAAGCCAAUGCUGAGACUGACACCAAGAUUAUCCAGCUCCCUAACCGCUAGAUUUCAAGAGAUGCCGUCUGUAGCUAGCCUUAAUUGACUGGGCAAGGUGGUUUCUCUGCUCCCUUCCUGAAGUUCCAGAUCUCGGACUCAAACCCCUUCUCUCUUAAUGUGACCAUGCAGCCUAGAGAAUUUUGAGCAAUAGGGAACUAGGGCUUUCCCUGGUUCUGUGACAGGGUCAACCCAGGGGAUGGCGAAACUUGAGAAGUUCUGUCACACCCAUGGUACUACUGUAGGGGGCAUUAUGUGUUAGGGAGCUCAACAAGGUAACUGUAGCCUGAGGUGCAUGAAUAUAAGGCUGUGUUUGUGGGUAUGUGUGCUUGGGUGUGUGCGUGGGUGUGUUACAUUGAUGCAUUUCUUGAGAAAGGUGCAAGAAUUUCACCUAUACAGAGGGACACAUCUGCUUUAUUAUUUAUAAUAGAAGCUAAAUUUUAAUUUUUUAAAGGACACUGCUAAUGAUUGAAAAAUCGAGUUUUUAGUUUUGCUAUUUUUUUUAAUUGGUAGAAGAUUUUUAUAUAUUUUUUCCAUUUUGUUGGGUUGUGUCCUUAUUUAUAUAAAUACUUUAUCCGUGAGGGGCGAGGAAGAAGACUUCUUUGCUCUUAAUUAUCGUGGUUGUCAUUGUCCCUAUUUUAUUUCCGGUGUGAUUUAUCCGUCUUACCUUCUAAAUGAGAAACUGUUUUCCUGUAUUUGUACAUUGUCAGAUUCUAUAGUUUCGUAGAUAAUUUAACCAAAUUGCUCUAUGUAUUAUUAUUCUGUGAGUAUAAAGUUCUAUUUUAACGUCUGUAAAUACUUCAAAACUGGCUUCUUUUCUUAGCUCCCACUGGGGAGCUAUUGUUUACAUCACAAAAAACUGUAGAAUCUCUAUGCUCAUGUACUGUAAAUAGUGAAGUGAUCUGCUUAUAAAUAAACUGAACAAAUACACUAUGGAAAUUAAAAAAAAUACCACCCAA